AUGAAGGAAGUGCGGAAAAUUCAUACAGAGAUGGGUAAGGACAUGAGCGGUUUAAGCAACCUGUUUGAUGGUGCGGCAAAAGAGAUGAAGGAAAUACAGAAAGAAGUAAAAGGAGAAACAAAAAACAUGAAGAAGGAUGUGACGGAUGUGAAAACGAAAUUAAAUUCAAAUAGUGAUUCGAUAGGCCGUAUCAACGCCGAGCUGGAAGAGGUACGUGACGAGCUAAAGGAGGAUAUGCUGGAUCUUCGAUGCCGUUCCAUGAGAGACAACUUACUCUUCUGUGGCAUACCGGAAGAAGAAGCAGAGGAUUGUGAGGAAACGGUGAGAAGGUUCAUGUGCGACAAGAUGCGUGUCCGGAAAGAUAUUAAUUUCGAAAGAGUGCACAGAAUUGGACGAAAACCUUCUAGCCCAAAUGCGCGACCACGCAAUAUCGUCGCCAAAUUCUCGCACUUUAAGGACAGAGAGUUGGUGAGAAAGCAGGCUCCAAAAACUCUGAAGGGGACCAACUUCUAUGUUCAGGAACAGUUUCCUGUCGAAAUCGACCAGCGCAGAAGAGCCCUGUUUCCAGUGAUGCGGGAAGCGCGCAGACGGAACCAGAGAGUACGGUUGAUGCGGGACAGACUUUUUAUCGACGGAAUCGAGUAUACACCGAGCGAAGGACGCGACCAACCCGCGCAUCAACCCACUGUGUCGCCUAGCCACCGCCAGGAUCGCAAACGCCCGAGGGUAGGAUCCAGUUAG
Molecule: messenger RNA, 741 nt
Organism: Magallana angulata
Lineage: Eukaryota; Metazoa; Mollusca; Bivalvia; Ostreida; Ostreidae
Exons: 1
Coding region: 1-741 (246 amino acids)
Source: RefSeq, a predicted model, not a curated record